Messenger RNA from Cryptococcus deneoformans JEC21, 3000 nucleotides. RefSeq names its product mannosyl-oligosaccharide 1,2-alpha-mannosidase, putative. Lineage: Eukaryota; Fungi; Basidiomycota; Tremellomycetes; Tremellales; Cryptococcaceae. Gene Ontology annotation, biological process: carbohydrate metabolic process; N-glycan processing. The transcript has 6 exons. Gene Ontology annotation, cellular component: endoplasmic reticulum; Golgi membrane. Gene Ontology annotation, molecular function: mannosyl-oligosaccharide 1,2-alpha-mannosidase activity; calcium ion binding. The coding region runs from base 266 to 2860 and encodes 864 amino acids. The record is from RefSeq and is a predicted model, not a curated record.
GCAAGACGUCGUACGUGCCAGGGUCCAGCAGCAGCAGCAAUUGGCCUUCAUUUAAUACACGUCGAGCGCGGCAAACCGACGAUCACGCGACGAGAGCGUUGCAUAUGGUGGACAGCGUGCAUAUCCAUCGCUGAAAAGACUGAAAGCGCUGUCGUGUUCAUCGCCUCACCAUCUCGCUGCACGGGUUUUUAUAUCGUUACCACCCCUUGCUCUCCUUUUUAGUCAGUCUUUUUGUGCCAAGCCCCCACAUACCGCGCGGCAACCAAUGGGUCGCUCUCUUUCCCCCAAGCCUACAGGCCGCAACAUGCCGUACGCCCCCGCCUAUCCUUCCUCGUACUCGGACCCUGAGAAAGGCCUCCCUUCAUCCCCGUCCUCAUUAGCCCGUCAUAUGCUUGUGCCGAGGAAGCCAAGAUGGAUCCUGGGCGGCUUGUUGAUAUGCGUAGUGAUACUGUACUAUAUGACCAGUAACAAAGACGAAACGGCAUGGGGUCAUGGUGGAUCUUGGGAUGCGGAAGGCGAUGAUUCGAGGGCCGGUUCGAAACCUUCAGACGACAAAAGUGAGAGCCCCACUUACAGUGACUACAUUGUCGACGCCCACGGGAACCACUUUGUCAAGGGAUGGCAACAGCCCAUCACGCCCAUGCACCCAGAUGUCGACCUCCUUCCACGCGCACCUUCCAUCUUCCCUUAUCUCAACGUCUCCGAGUCCGAGCUGCCCGAAGAAAAGAUAUAUCCCGAUUCCGAUCUUCGUUUGAUCAUUUCUCAGCCACCGGAUCUGCCUGAAGAGCAUUCCAAUAGCAUGCCAGAGGAUGCAUGGUCCCAAAAAUGGAGUGGACCAACGGUCUGGGAUCAGCCCAAAGGAGAGAUGAAAAGAGUCCAGUGGGAAGGGUUCGCCGGUGGAAGGGACCGUUGGGAAAGCGAGAAUGAUAGAAAGGUCAGGGAGGAAAGGAAGGAAGCGGUGAAGAGAGGUUUCAAACAUGCCUGGGAAGCUUAUAAACGCCAUGCUUGGGGACACGACGAAGUCAGACCAGUUUCGUUGACACAUUCAGAUCCCUUCAAUGGCUGGGGGGCUACCAUUGUCGACUCUCUUGACACGUUGCUUCUUAUGGGCUUUUCAAAUGAGUACAAUCUAUGUCGCCCACAUGUUAAUCAGCUCAAUUUCCAUUGGGUUAAUGGGCGCGAUUGGAACGACGGAUACGUUUCGGAGGAACUAAGCGGCAGCGGUGAGGUGUAUGCUCUCAAUCGUGAUAAAACUGUCGGUCUGGCUGUAUUUGAGACCGGUAUCAGGUACCUUGGCGGUCUUCUUGGAGCUUAUGACCUUUCCGGCGAUGAUCUUCUUCUUGAAAGGGCUGUAGAUCUGGCAGAUAUUCUGAGCACCGCUUUCAAGACAGGCUCAGGUCUACCGGCCGGCCGGAUGGACCCUGGUACAAAAGAUGAGAUGAUUCGGCUGGGCACUGUUUCGUUGGCCGAAGUAGGCAGUAUGUCGCUUGAGCUCAUUCGCUUGUCUCAAAUAACCAAAGAUCGUAAAUGGUUCGAUCUCGCACAAAGAGCGAUGGAUUAUAUCCAUGAACGAGUUAUCCCCCGCGGCACCCAUUCUCCUCUGAUUCCUAUGUGGUUCCAACCCGAUGCUCCUCUGACCACUUCGAUGCACGGCGGCCUCACCUUUGGUGGCCUUGCCGAUUCUUAUUACGAGUACCUUAUCAAGACGUACAAACUUUUGGGCACUAGCGAAGUCUCACAAGUGUGGCGAGAUGUAUAUGAGCGCUCAAUUGACAAAGCCAAGGAGACCCUGUAUGUCGACAUUGACAUUGUACCCGGUCGCAAUAUUCUAGCAGUUGGUAAGCUUGAGAAUGGGAGACUCAUUCCAGAGCUCGAACAUCUCACAUGCUUCAUCGGUGCUAUGCUUGGUCUUGGAGCGAAACUUCUGGACAGGCCUGGUGACAUGCGGGAUGCUGAGAGAGUCACCGCAUCGUGCUAUUGGCUCUCAGCAGAUACGCCAACUGGUCUUCAGCCUGAAGUUGUCGAAUGGUAUGCUCCCCAUGAAACCUCGGCCAUGUACGAGAAUGUUUCGAUAUCUGGUGGCGGUAGGCACCACCCCCUGAUUUUCAGCGAGGACGAAUCUAAAGACAGAGAUGGGAUGUACAGGGAUAGAAACGGUGUCUUAAGGUGGACUGAGGACAAUGAGCCCGUUUUAUACACCGAUCGCGAGAAAAAGAAGAACGGACAGACACCUAUCAAAUAUGCCCAGAGACUGAAAGGCACGCCUACCGGCGCCAGAAAAGUAUCGACCCGAGGCCUCAACCGACCUGAAACCAUUGAGUCGAUAUUUUACAUGUAUCGUAUCACUGGCGAUCGUAAAUGGCAAGAGAAGGGAUGGAAGAUGUUUACAUCAUGGAUGAACGCUUCCACAGUGGAUGGGGGAUUCAGUAGUGUCGAAGAUGUCACAAAGUUGCCUGUAAGAUUCGGUGACAACAUGGAAAGCUUUGCUCUGGCGGAAACGUUCAAAUAUCAUUUCCUACUUCAAUCAGAGCCGGAUGUCCUUUCUUUGGAUGACUAUGUGCUCAACACGGAGGCCCAUCCUUUCCUCACCAACCCCAAGCUUGAUCCUAAAGCUCACACGACUCACACUCGCUUUUGGUCACCCCCUCCUUCACAGGAUCUUGGAGUGCGAGGACAAGGUACCAAUGCCCAAAAGUUUGCCCGUCUUGAGGUCAUUGAGCGGGCUUCAUUGCCUUUCCUUCCUGCCCCUCCUCAGAAUGCUCCUGGGGGAGGCGGCGGAAGAGGAAUGGGCGGCGGAGGAGGAAAACCUGGGGUUAUUCCGAAACUUCCUCCAGAGAUUUUAAAAAAGUUAAAUCAGUGAUUGAAAGAGGGAAGAUGGAAGAAGGGUAGUUCGCCCUAUCGCUGGUCGAUCAAGGAGGAUGUGCAAUGAAUGUAUCCACACCAAAGCCGUAGCUGACCACAAUGAUUAUGGACUCAUACAUGCAUUGAUAGAUGUGGCGU